This is a messenger RNA of Bathycoccus prasinos, 2652 nucleotides long. RefSeq lists its product with no specific name. The record is from RefSeq and is a predicted model, not a curated record. The transcript has a single exon. Gene Ontology annotation, biological process: rRNA processing. Gene Ontology annotation, cellular component: nucleus. Bases 1 to 2652 code for a protein of 883 amino acids. Lineage: Eukaryota; Viridiplantae; Chlorophyta; Mamiellophyceae; Mamiellales; Bathycoccaceae. Gene Ontology annotation, molecular function: RNA binding.
AUGAGAAAAAAUCCAUCCUCUUCUUUCGACCCUUCGAAAGCGAUAAACCGCGCGGAUGUGAUUUCCGACCCUCGAUUCCAACAGAUGCAAAGCGACCCUCGAUUUAUGACCAUGCGUAACCAGUCGAGAAAAGUGAAAAUCGAUUCCAGGUUUAAGAAGAUGUUCGAGGAUGAAAAUUUUCGCGUCGGCAACCAACGUGGCGGCGGAUUCGAAUCCCAAGGGAGAAAAGUGGACAAAUUCGGGAGGAAAACGAACGGGAGCGGGAAAUCGAGGAAAGAGAUUACGAGGGAAGGGUUAGAAUCGUAUUACGAUUUAGAUGAAGACGAGAAAGAAAAAGAGGAUACCGAGGAAGAGGAUGAAGGGAAACGUGGGAGGAAGAAACCAUCGGGAGUUGAUCGUCGGGAUUUGCCGGAGAUGGACGCCGCGAUGCAGGCGAAACUGGACGCGUCGAGAGAUCGGAUGCGAGGCGUUGGUCUCGAGGAUUCUUCUUCUUCUUCUUCCUCUGACGACGAGGAAGAUAGUAGCGAGAGCGAAACGAGCGACGACGAGGACGACGCGUUGAAAGAAUUCUCGGACGGUGAAGAGCUGUCCGACGAAGGCGUGUUAGCGAGCUACGCGGAAAGAAGGGAAACGGGGCACGAAAGCUCCGUUCCGGAACAAGACGCGACGAAGCGGUUGGCGUUGGUCAAUUGCGAGUGGCAGCAAAUACGAGCGGUUGAUAUUUUAACCAUUUUGCGCUCCUUUUGUCCGUCGAGUGGAGAAGUGAACAGAGUGACCGUGUACCCGUCUGAUUUUGGUCUCGAGCGAAUGAAAGAGGAAAACGUCAUCGGGCCGAUGGGCGCGGUGGCGAAAAUUAAAAAGAGCAAGUACGGAGGCAGCGAAUUAUCCCAGAAACGUAAGAACAAGAAAAGUCUCUCCGAAUUUGAAUUCGGUAAAGAAGGAAAAGAAAUCGACAACGAACAGUUGAGGCAAUACGAACGCGAUCGAUUGAAAUACUAUUACGCGAUAAUCGAGUGCGACUCUGUUAAAACCGCAAAGUCGGUGUACGAGCAGUGCGACGGAUUAGAGUUUGAACGGUCGUCGGCGCUUUUGGAUUUGCGUUACGUCCCGAAAGACCAAGACUUUUCGAAACGCGAAGUGCGCGAUGUUGCAACGGACACGCCGGAAGAUUACGAGCCUCCUGAAUUUGAAGUGAAAGCCUUACGAAACGCCACCGUGAAAUUGUCCUGGGACGACGCCGAUCCCGCGAGGAAGAAAACAUUCGGUCGGAAAAUUACCGAAGAUAAGUUGAAAGACGACGAUUUUAACGCCUAUUUAGCGUCUGAUUCAGAAGAAGACUCCAGCGAUGACGAAGAAGAAGAGAAGGAGAAGAGGAAGAAAAGUAAGCGCGAAGGGAAGGAAGAGAAGAAGAAAUAUUUAGCCGCGUUGCUCGGGAAAGAUUACAAGAGUAAGACGAGUCGCACAGGCGUCAAGUUGGACGAUAUCGAUAAAGACGACAUGAGUAAAGACCCGAAUGACAACGACGACGAUGAUUUCUUCCUCAACGAGGACGACGACACCUCUGACUCUGAGUCCUCGUCAUCGGAAGAGAUUGAAGACACCGCGUUGGCGUCGACGAAAUACGCCAUGCAAAAGAAGUUCUCAAAUAGAUAUGGGAACAAGUCCGGCAAGAACGGUAAUUCAGGCGACAUGGAAGUCACGUUUCACGCUGGACUAGAAGAUUUCGGUACUAAAAUGAAAAAGAAGAAGAAAGAAGGGACGCUUGGGCAAAAAGAAACCGCCGAGGAGCGACGCGAACGGGAACGCCGAGAGAAGAAGUUGACCGCAAAGAAGAAGAAAGAGAAGGAAAAGAACGGCGAAGAAGAAGAAGAAGAAGGAGAAGAGAAGGAAUUCGCAGCGGGUACGGACGAGGGAGCAAACGGAUUCGACGAUCCAUUCUUUGCGCAAGAGCCAGAUGCAAACUUUGACUUCGAUAGCGUUCGAGAUGACGACGAUACCGUUGACGAAGACAAAAAGAAAUCGAAAAAGAAGAAACGAGGUUCAUUGGACGACGGAGAAGACGGAAAAGCGAAAGCAGAACUCGAGUUGCUCAUGAUGGACGAAAAUGUCAUCUUAGGAAGAGGGGACGCGCAAAGCUUGAAAAAGAACAAGUCUCUCGCGAGGAAAACCAACGAAGGCGAAGAGAAAGUCACGCGUAAAACGAAGAAAGCGAGAUUGGCCGAGAAGCGAAAACUUCGAGGUAAAGCCGCGCGAAGAGCCGAGUCCGACGACGAAAUGGACGACGACAUGGAUGACGAAGGCAAAGCUAAGAAAAGUAUCAACGUUCAAGAUGAACGAUUUGGUGCGCUCUUUGAAAACCACGAAUUUGCACUCGAUCCGACCGAUCCUCGGUACAAAGACGUCGAAUCGAAAGCGCUCAUCGCGAGCGAACGCGAGAAACGUCGCGCGAAGAAAUUGGCAAAACUCGAGAAGAUGCGCAAAGAGAUGCUCAAAAAUGGUGAAAACGUUACCGUGGACGAAGACGACGAUUUUCCUGGGAGUGCUGGUAAGAAGAAAGCAUCAUCUUCUGGAGGCAUCGGAAAGAACGAGUUGGAUUCGAUGAUCCAAAGCCUGAAAAGGAAACAAGCUUUGGCGAUGCAAAAGAAAAAGUAG